Messenger RNA from Aspergillus ruber CBS 135680, 1750 nucleotides. Its product is annotated as Paf1-complex subunit LEO1. Gene Ontology annotation, biological process: positive regulation of transcription elongation by RNA polymerase II; transcription elongation by RNA polymerase II. Gene Ontology annotation, molecular function: RNA polymerase II C-terminal domain phosphoserine binding. Lineage: Eukaryota; Fungi; Ascomycota; Eurotiomycetes; Eurotiales; Aspergillaceae. Gene Ontology annotation, cellular component: Cdc73/Paf1 complex; nucleus. The record is from RefSeq and is a predicted model, not a curated record. Bases 200 to 1579 code for a protein of 459 amino acids. The transcript has 3 exons.
GGACAGGAUUACAACGCCGAAACUGAUUCCAAUUUGCAGAAUUUCGAAUACUGUGAGUCACAAAAAAAGACAGUUGAGUAGUCAAUUUGAAUAACCGCGACUCGAGUUCAUUGGAUAGUUGGAGCGUGUUUUUUACCUUGAACCUGACCGGCCUCGAUUCUUCUAAUUCUACGCCAGCUCACCGAUAUUCAUACACACAAUGUCCUCGUCAGACGAAGAGGUAGUACGUCGUCCGGGACGCUCAGGUCGGGGUCAGAGUCCAGCUGGGAGCGAACCCAGCAAUACCCCAGCCGCAGACAACAUGGACCUAGACCAACCGAAUGGUGACGACGAUGCAGAUCUCUUUGGCUCAGAUGGAGAUGAAGGGGGGCUGGAAGAACUGGCAGAGGAUGACCAACCCCAGCGAAGACUCGACGAUGAACAAUUGGAUUCCGGCGACGACGAGGGCCGUUAUGAUCGAACGGAAGAUCGCAUGGAUUACGAGGGUCCAGGGGAAGGGGAGUUUGGAGAAACCGUCAACAUUAUGGACCUGAGCUUAGGUCGAGCGCCAGAGCCAGCGACCACAAAUGGAGAGGUCUACACUAUGCCCGUUCCCAACUUCUUAUCUUUCGAAACAGAAGAGUUCAACCCCGAGACCUAUGUUGCGCCUCCAUACGCUACAGCAGCCACAUCACUUUGCUGGCGCCAUGAUCCGAACGAUGACUCCCUCCUCCAAUCUAACGCUCGCGUUAUCCGAUGGGAAGAUGGGUCAAUGACGCUUCAACUCGCUUCAGCCCCCAAGGAACAAUAUAGGAUAUCAGCCAAAGCACUUGCACCUCUUGACCGAUCUGGCAACUAUGACACGAAGUUGGAUUCUCACGUCUAUUUGGGUGCGGCCGCGGAAACCUCCUCUGUUUUCAGGUUGACUUCGCACUUGACACACGGUCUCACUGUUCUCCCGACAACAAUGGAAACGGAUGAUGCUGUCCAGCGACUUCAAGAAUCGCUGGCUGCAGCAACCCGCGGCGGCAAGAAGACCGCAGACGGAUCGGCACCGGUUAUCGAAGUCAAGGAAGACCCCGAACUGGCUAAGCGACAGGCUGAGUUGGCAGAACGUGAGAAACUGAAGGCAGCUCGCCGGCGUCAACAACUCGCAGAUCGCGAAAUGGAUCGCGGCCGCCGGGCUGGCGUGUCCCGCACCGGAGGUGCUGGCCUUACUGUGGGCGGAUUGGAAGAUGACGACGGCCUUCUCACCACACGACCACGCACGAAGGCAACUCGCAAGCCGAAUCGUCGCGGUGAGAUCCACACGGAUGAUGAGGACUAUGGUCGCCGGGGUCGGACCCGCGAGGAUGAAUAUGACGAAGACGAUGGGUUCCUUGUCGGUAGUGAUGAAGAGCCCGAAGUCGGCGACGAUGAUGAUGAGGAGGAAGAAGUGCUGGGCGAGGAAGAGGACGCCGAUGCUGAAGCAGAUGAAGACACUGCCACACCUCAAAGGCCAGCUGCUAAACCCAGACGUGCAUCACCGGAGGCACUAGCAGGCGAGGCGUCAUCUCGAAAGAAGAACCGUUACAUUGUGGAUGAUGAGGAGGAAGAAUGAUCUUCUGAGAUUUUUGCUACUUAUAUCUUUGCUUAAUGAGUAUUGCAUUUGAUACACAGAUGUAGAAAAUGUGUGAACAUAAUUUGGUGAAAAUGGAUUGAAAGAUGUCGUUUGGUAUAAUACCUGCUGUAUGCACUAGAUUCAAAUGCCACAAUAACGCCUCGUGCGCAA